AUGUCUCCUGAAUACGUUGUGAACCAAGUCCUCACCUCCUACCUGUGGGUCCGUCAGGCCUGGCUGGACGCCCACCUCGCGUGGGACAAGGACGCUUACGGCGGCAUCGACAGCAUCCGCAUCCCCAGCAGCUACGUCUGGCGGCCGGACAUCAUCAUCCUCUACAACGACGCCGACGACGGCUUUGGCGGCUCGGUGGAGACCAACGUGGUGCUGCGCUCCGACGGGCACAUCACGUGGGACUCGCCCGCCAUCACCAAGAGCUCCUGCAAGGUGGAUGUCUCCUACUUGCCCUUCGACGGGCAGCGGUGCCGCCUCACCUUCGGCUCCUGGACCUACAACGGGAACCAGAUCGACCUCCACAACCGGCUGGACACCGGGGACCUGACGGACUUCGUGGAGAACGUGGAGUGGGAGGCGCUGGGCAUGCCGGCUAAAAAGAACGUCAUCACAUACGGCUGCUGCUCCGAGCCCUACCCUGACGUCACCUACACGCUGCUCCUCCGCCGCCGCGCCUCCUUCUACAUCUUCAGCCUGCUCCUGCCCUGCAUCAUGGUCUCCUUCCUGGCACCCCUUGGCUUCUACCUGCCGGCCGACUCCGGGGAGAAGGUCUCACUGGGGGUGACAGUGCUGCUGGCCCUCACCGUCUUCCAGCUGCUGGUGGUGGAGAGCACGCAGCCCUCGGAGAGCGUCCCGUUCAUCGGGAAGUACUACAUCGCCACCAUGACCAUGAUCACGGCCUCCACCGCGCUGACCAUCUUCAUCAUGAACGUCCACCACUGCGGCCCGGGGCCCCGGCCCGUGCCCCCCUGGGCCAGGUGGCUCAUCCUCCACCACAUGGCCCGGCUCUGCUGUGUCUACGAGGUGGGCGAGAGCUGCAAGAGCCCCCGGCGGGUGCUGGGCAGGCAGGCGUGCAGGGAGGACACUGGGGGGCUGGGGGAGAGCCCCAUGGAGGGGGAGGUGGGUGCCGAGGCAGGGGGCUGUCCCCGGGACCACUGCCUGUGCCACCACGAUGGCCUGCUGAGGAACAUGGGCUACGUCGCCAGCUGCUGCCGGCAUCACCAAGCCUCCCAGCGCUGGACCGGCGAGUGGAAGAAGGUGGCCAAGGUGAUGGACCGCUUCUUCAUGUGGGUCUUCUUCCUCAUGGUCUUCCUCAUGAGUGUGCUGAUAACACCGGCCACGAGGAACGUCAUCACCUACGGCUGCUGCUCCGAGCCCUACCCUGACAUCACCUACACGCUGCUCCUCCGCCGCCGCGCCUCCUUCUACAUCUUCAGCCUGCUCCUGCCCUGCAUCAUGGUCUCCUUCCUGGCACCCCUUGGCUUCUACCUGCCGGCCGACUCCGGGGAGAAGGUCUCACUGGGGGUGACAGUGCUGCUGGCCCUCACCGUCUUCCAGCUGCUGGUGGUGGAGAGCACGCAGCCCUCGGAGAGCGUCCCGUUCAUCGGGAAGUACUACAUCGCCACCAUGACCAUGAUCACGGCCUCCACCGCGCUGACCAUCUUCAUCAUGAACGUCCACCACUGCGGCCCGGGGGCCCGGCCCGUGCCCCCCUGGGCCAGGUGGCUCAUCCUCCACCACAUGGCCUGGCUCUGCUGUGUCUACGAGGUGGGCGAGAGCUGCAAGAGCCCCCGGCGGGUGCCAGGCAGGCAGGCGGGCAGGGAGGACACUGGGGGGCCGGGGGAGAGCCCCAUGGAGGGGGAGGUGGGUGCCGAGGCAGGGGGCUGUCCCCGGGACUGCUGCCUGUGCCACCACGAUGGCCUGCUGAGGAACGUGGGCUAUGUCGCCAGCUGCUGCCGGCAUCACCAACCCUCCCAGCGCCGGACCAGUGAGUGGAAGAAGGUGGCCAAGGUGAUGGACCGCUUCUUCAUGUGCGUCUUCUUCCUCAUGGCCUUCCUCAUGAGUGUGCUGGUCCUGGGCAAUGCUGCCUGA
This is a messenger RNA of Chroicocephalus ridibundus (black-headed gull), 1932 nucleotides long. Its product is annotated as neuronal acetylcholine receptor subunit alpha-10-like. Gene Ontology annotation, cellular component: postsynaptic membrane; synapse; plasma membrane. The record is from RefSeq and is a predicted model, not a curated record. Lineage: Eukaryota; Metazoa; Chordata; Aves; Charadriiformes; Laridae. Gene Ontology annotation, molecular function: acetylcholine-gated monoatomic cation-selective channel activity; transmembrane signaling receptor activity. Gene Ontology annotation, biological process: signal transduction; regulation of membrane potential; nervous system process. The coding region runs from base 1 to 1932 and encodes 643 amino acids. The transcript is spliced from 10 exons.